Molecule: messenger RNA, 10903 nt
Organism: Hypanus sabinus (Atlantic stingray)
Lineage: Eukaryota; Metazoa; Chordata; Chondrichthyes; Myliobatiformes; Dasyatidae
Product: zinc finger protein 721-like
Exons: 5
Coding region: 2413-6711 (1432 amino acids)
Source: RefSeq, a predicted model, not a curated record
AUGCCUUCCCCCCAAUGUCAUGAGCUUUGAUUUUACCCACCAAUCUCCUAUGUGGGACCUUAUCAAAUGCCUUCUGAAAAUCGAGGUACACUAUAUCCACUAGAUCUCCCCCGUCUAACUUCCUGGUUACAUCCUCGAAAAACUCCAACAGAUUAGUCAAGCAUGAUUUACCCUUGGUAAAUCCAUGCUGGCUCGGCCCAAUCCUAUCACUGCUAUCGAGAUAUGCCACUAUUUCAUCCUUAAUAAUGGACUCUAGCAUCUUCCCCACCACCGAUGUCAGGCUGACAGGUCGAUAGUUCUCUGUUUUCUCCCUCCCUACUUUCUUAAAAAGAAAGAUAACAUUAGCCAUUCUCCAAUCCUCAGGAACUGAUCCUGAAUCUAAGGAACAUUGGAAAAUGAUUACCAAUGCAUCCGCAAUUUCCAGGGCCACCUCCUUUAAUACCCUCGGAUGCAGACCAUCUGGACCUGGGGAUUUGUCAGCCUUCAGUCCCAUCAGUCUUCUCAACACCAUUUCCUUCCUAAUGUUAAUGUGUUUCAUUUCCUCUGUCACCCUAUGUCCUUGGGUAUCACAGACCAUGCCAAGAAACAAAGGUUGAUUCAAUAACUGAUUUUAACUUUCCAUAUUUUGACUAGGACUCCCAUAAUGUAAAAGGACUAGAUGGGGUAGAGUUUGUCAAAUGUGCCCUUAUUCAGUACGUAGAAUUCCCGAUGCAGAAGUGUGCAAUAAGCUGUUAGGAAAUGAUCCAGGGCUGGUGACAGACAUUAGUGAUCAUAAUGCCAUGAGAUUCAAAGUAAAUAUGGAAAAAGAUAGGUCUGGACCACGGGUUGAGAUUCUAAAUUGGAGAAAGGUCAAUUUGGAUGGUAUCAGAAAGGAUCUGACGUGUGGUUUGGGACAGGCUGUUUUCUGGCAAUGGUAAGUGGGAGGCCUUCAGAAAUGAAAUUUUGAGCGUGUGGAGUUUGAAUGUGCCUGCCGAAAUAAAAGCUGAAAGGUACCUGGUGCAGGGAGCUGUGCUUUUCAGGAGAUAUUGAGGCCCGGAUCAUUUUGUUCCUCUGAAUGCCUCAGACUGUUGGGUGCUACCAAGACUCAUUAAUGACUACAAAUCAUAAUUCCAAGCCUUGAGCUCAUCUGACUUUUUUUUUACUCAUUAUCUGUUAGUUUCCAAAAGCUUCCCAAUAGUUUUUGCUCUUUUGUUUGCCCUCACUUUGGCUUUUAUGUUGGCUUUGGCUUCUCAUUUCAGCCAAAGUUGUGUCCUCCUGCCUUUCCAAUACUUCCACUUCUUUGGGAUGUAUCAAUCACUCGGCUCCCGAAUUGUUCCCAGAAACUCUAGCCAUUGCAGCUCCAUUGUCCCUCCUACCUUUUCCCUUCCAAACAAGUUUGGACAACUUCUCUGCCAUAGAAAUAUGGAGAAGUUCAGUACAGAAACAGUCUAUUUGGCCCAUCUAGUCAAUGCCGAAAAAACAUUUAAGCUGUCUAAUACAACUACCUGCUCCGGGAUCAUCACCCUCCAUAACCCUACAAUCCAGGUUGAGAAUGAGAAGGAAUUUAUCUCCAAGACUCUCAAACACGGCACACCAGUUUUGCUGUCUCUGACUAGAUCGGGGGUCGGCAACCCGCGGCUCCGGAGCCACAUGUGGCUCUUUUACGUCUGUGCUGUGGCUCCCUGUUGCUUUGGGAAAUAAUUGGUUGACAGCUGGCUGACGUUAUUUUUGGUUUGCUGCUGGCGGCAAAUUUAAGUUUGGUGUUUUUCAUAAAUACAAGAAGGACUCAAAUAGACGUUGAGUAUUUUACUUAAAAGUAACCUUCAACCCAACGUCUUUUUUUCGGAGUUCAAAAUGUUUUUGUUGCAUGCAGAAAUGUAAUUUCGUUUUCUCUGCAGGAGUUCAUCAAUUUCAUAAAUGCAACACAUUAUAGUUUGUUUAUACAUAGCAUAAAGGCAAAACAAAACGUUGUAUGCAGUGUUAUUUCAUUUUAAAUGUCAAACGGGUUUUGCGGCUCCCAGUGUUUUCUUUUCUAUGGGAAACGGGUCCAAGUGGCUCUUUCAGUGGUAAAAGUUGCUGACCCCUGGACUAGAUACUUAAGAAGUGGAGCAAGAGAUUCAAUAGACCAUCUGUCCUUCACAGACUGUGGGGAGGGAUUCACUCGGUCCUUUGGCCAACUAGCAUGUCUGUCAUUUUACGCAGGGGAAAGGCUGUUCACCUGCUCAGACAGUGGGAAUGGAUUGACUCGGUUAUCUCGAUUGAAGGUACAUCAGCAAGUUCACACUGGGUAAGGCCAUUCACCUGUUCCGUGUGUGGGAAGGGAUUCAGUCAGUCUUCCCACCUGUGCACACACCAGUCAGUUCAUAACACACCAGGCAGAGGCUGGUCAUCUGCUGAACUUCUGGGAAAGGAUCCACUCAGUCAUCUGACCUAAUGGCUCAUCAGCGAGUUCACACUGGGGAUAAGCCAUUCACCUGCUCAGAUUGUGGGAAGAGAUUCAUUCAUUCAUCCAGCCUACAGAGACAUCAGCGAGUUCACACUGGGGAGAAGCCGUUCAUCUGCUCAGAAUGUGGGAAGGGAUUCACUGAUUCAUCCAGCCUACAGAGACAUCAGCGAGUUCACACUGGGGAGAAGCCGUUCACCUGCUCAGAAUGUGGGAAGAGAUUCACUCAGUCAUCCACCCUACAGAAUCACCAGCGAGUUCACACUGGGGAGAAGCCAUUCACCUGCACAAUCUGUGGGAAGAGAUUCACUCAUUCAUCCACCCUACUGAGUCACAAGCAAGUUCACACGGGGGAGAGGCCGUUUACCUGCUCAGAAUGUGGGAAGGGAUUCAUUGCUUCAUCCAGCCUGCAGAGACACCAGCGAAUUCACACUGGGGAGAAGCCGUUCACCUGCUCAGAAUGUGGGAAGAGAUUCACUCAGUCAUCCACCCUACAGAAUCACCAGCGAGUUCACACAGGGGAUAAGCCGUUCACCUGCUCAGAAUGUGGGAAGGGAUUCAUUGAUUCAUCCAGCCUACGGAGACAUCAGCGAGUUCACACUGGGGAGAGGCCAUUCACCUGCUCAGAAUGUGGGAAGGGAUUCAUUCAGUUAUUCCACCUACAGAAUCAUCAGCGAGUUCACACUAGUGUGAGGCCAUUCACCUGCACAAUCUGUGGGAAGAGAUUCACACAGUCAUCCACCCUACUGAGUCAUCAGCGAGUUCACACCGGAGAGAGGCCAUUCACCUGCUCAGACUGUGGGAAGAGAUUCACUCAUUCAUCCACCCUACUGAGUCACCAGCGAGUUCACACUGGGGAGAAGCCGUUCACCUGCUCAGAAUGUGGGAAGGGAUUCAUUGAUUCAUCCAGCCUACAGAGACAUCAGCGAGUUCACACUGGGGAGAGGCCAUUCACCUGCUCAGAAUGUGGGAAGGGAUUCACUCAGUUAUCCAACCUACUGAGUCAUCAGCGAGUUCACACUGGGGAGAGGCCGUUCAUCUGCUCAGUCUGUGGGAAGAGAUUCACUCGGUCAUCCGACCUACAGAGUCACCAACGAGUUCACAUUAGGGAGAAGCCGUUCACUUGUUCAUUCUGUGGGAAGGGAUUCACUAAGUCAUCCACACUACAGAGUCACCAGCGAGUUCACACUGGAGAGAGGCCGUUCACCUGCUCAGUCUGUGGGAAAAGAUUCACUCAGUCAUCCAACCUACAGACUCAUCAGCGAGUUCACACUGGGGAGAAGCCGUUUACCUGCUCAGAAUGCGGGAAGAGAUUCACUCGCUCUUCCACCCUACAGAGACAUCAGCAAGUUCACACCGGGGAGAAGCCGUUCAUCUACUGUGCAGCCGUCUGGCUCGGUCCUGACUCUUUCCCACUGCAACCGCCCUUCGAUUUACACAAGCUCGAGACCAGCUCCUUCCUCAUCGCCGCCCAACCAGGCUCAAAGCUCGAUAAGGAGCCUCAUACUCGAUCAUCUAACCAAAUGGCACACCAGCAAGUUCACACUGGCGAGCGGCCGUUCACCUGCUCUGACUGUGGGAAGGCAUUCACUAUAUCAUCUCACCUACUGAGACACCAGUCAGUUCACACUGGCGAGCGGCCGUUCACCUGCUCAGACUGUGGGAAGGCAUUCACUAUAUCAUCUCACCUACUGAGACACCAGUCAGUUCACACUGGCGAAUGGCCGUUCACCUGCUCAGACUGUGGGAAGGGAUUCACUUGCUCAUCUAACCUGAAGGAACAUCAGAGAGUUCACACUGGAGAGAGGCCAUUCACCUGCUCAGACUGUGGGAAGGGAUUCACUUCUUUGUCCCAACUGAAGGUACAUCAGCGAGUUCACAGUGGAGAGAGGCCGUUCACCUGCUCAGACUGUGGGAAGGGAUUCACUUCUUCGUCCCAUCUGAAGGUACAUCAGCGAGUUCACACUGGAGAGAGGCCGUUCACCUGCUCAGACUGUGGGAAGGGAUUCACUUGCUCAUCUAACCUGAAGGAACAUCAGCGAGUUCACACUGGAGAGAGGCCAUUCACCUGCUCAGACUGUGGGAAGGGAUUCACUUCUUCGUCCCAUCUGAAGGUACAUCAGCGAGUUCACACUGGAGAGAGGCUGUUCACUUGCUCAGACUGUGGGAAGGGAUUCACUUCUUCGUCCCAACUGAAGGUACACCAGCGAGUUCACACUGGGGAGAGGCCGUUCACCUGCUCAGAAUGUGGGAAGGGAUUCACUUGCUCAUCUAAACUGAAGGUACAUCAGAGAGUUCACACCGGGGACUGGCCGUUCACCUGCUCAGACUGUGGGAGGGGAUUCACUUCUUCGUCCCAACUGAAGGUACAUCAGCGAGUUCACACUGGGGAGAGGCCGUUCACCUGCUCGGACUGUGGGAAGGGAUUCACUUACUCGUCCCAACUGAAGGUACAUCAGCGAGUUCACACUGGAGACAGGCCAUUCACCUGCUCAGUCUGUGGGAAGGGAUUCACUCGGUCAUCCACCCUAAUGGCACACCAGCGGGUUCACACAGGGGAGCAGCCGUUCACCUGCUCAGAAUGUGGGAAGGGAUUCACUUGCUCAUCUAAACUGAAUGAACAUCAGCGAGUUCACACUGGAGAGAGGCCAUUCACCUGCUCAGACUGUGGGAAGGGAUUCAGUAAAUCAUCUGACCUACUGAGCCACCAGUCAGUUCACACUGGCGAGCGGCCGUUCACCUGCUCAGACUGUGGGAAGGGAUUCACUUGCUCAUCUGAACUGAAGGUUCAUCACCGAGCUCACACUGGGGAGAGGCCGUUCACCUGCUCAGACUGUGGGAAGGGAUUCACUCGACCAUCCCACCUACAGUUGCACAGGUCUGUUCACACUGGGGAGUGGCCGUUUACCUGCUCAGUCUGUGGGAAGGGAUUCACUUGCUCAUCUAAACUGAAGGAACACCAGAGAGUUCACACUGGAGAGAGGCCAUUCACCUGCUCAGACUGUGGGAAGGGAUUCACUUCUUUGCCCCAACUGAAGAUACAUCAGCGAGUUCACACUGGAGAGAGGCCAUUCACCUGCUCAGAGUGUGGGAAGGGAUUCACUAAAUCAUCCUACCUACUGAUCCACCAGUCAGUUCACAAUGGCGAGUGGCCGUUCACCUGCUCAGACUGUGGGAAGGGAUUCACUCAGUCAUCUAAACUGAAGUUACAUCAGCGAGUUCACACUGGGGAGUGGCCAUUCACCUGCUCUGAAUGUGGGAAGGGAUUCAUUAAAUCAUCCCACCUACAGUUGCACAGGUCUGUUCACACCGGGGAGAGGCCGUUCACCUGCUCAGACUGUGGGAAGGGAUUCACUUGCUCAUCUAAACUGAAGAUACAUCAGCGUGUUCACACCGGGGAGAGGCCAUUCACCUGCUCAGUGUGUGGGAAGGGGUUCACUCAGUCAUCUGAACUGAAGGUACAUCGGCGAGUUCACACUGGGGAGAGGCCGUUCACCUGCUCAGACUGUGGGAAGGGAUUCACUCGGUCAUCUGAACUGAAGAUACAUCAGCGUGUUCACACCGGGGAGAGGCCAUUCACCUGCUCAGUGUGUGGGAAGGGGUUCACUCAGUCAUCUGAACUGAAGGUACAUCAGCGAGUUCACACUGGAGAGAGGCCAUUCACCUGCUCAGACUGUGGGAAGGGAUUCACUAAAUCAUCUCACGUACUGAGACACCAGUCACUUCACAGUGGCGAGCGGCCGUUCACCUGCUCAGACUGUGGGAAGGGAUUCACUUGCUCAUCUCAAAUGAAGGUACAUCAGCGAGUUCACACUGGAGAGAGGCCAUUCACCUGCUCAGACUGUGGGAAGGGAUUCACUUGCUCAUCUAAACUGAAGGAACAUCAGAGAGUUCACACCGGGGUCUGGCCGUUCACCUGCUCAGACUGUGGGAAGGGAUUCACUUGCUCAUCUAAACUGAAGGUACAUCAGAGAGUUCACACCGGGGUCUGGCCGUUCACCUGCUCAGACUGUGGGAAAGGAUUCACUUCUUCGUCCCAACUGAAGGUACAUCAGCGAGUUCACACUGGAGAGAGGCCAUUCACCUGCUCAGACUUAGGGAAGGGAUUCACUUGCUCAUCUGAACUGAAGGUACAUCAGCGAGUUCACACUGGGGAGAGGCCGUUCACGUGCUCAGAGUGUGGGAAGGGAUUCACUAAAUCAUCUAACCUCCUGAGCCACCAGUCAGUUCACACUGGCGAGCGGCCUGCUCAGACUGUGGGAAGGGAUUCAGUUGCUCAUCCCAACUGAAGGUACAUCAGCGAGUUCACACUGGGAGAGGCCGUUCACCUGCUCAGUGUGUGGGAAGGUAUUGACUCAGUCAUCUCAUCUACAGACACACAGGCGAGUUCACACAGGAGAGAGGCCGAUCAGCUGCUGAGACUUUGGGAAGUAAUUCUAUCAGCAAAAUCAACCAAAUGUGCAUCAUUGAGUUCACAGUGGGGAGAGGCCGUUCACCUGCUGUGAAUGUGGGGAGCGAUUCACUCAGGUCAUUUAACCUUAUGUAACUCUUGCUUCAGCUAGCAACUUAAUAUAGGGGGUGAUAGCCCCUGAGCUUGGCCAAACCUAAGAAAUCUCGUUUGUGUGAAUGCUGCAUGAUGUGUCCCCUGUUACAAAUCAGUACCCCAAAAAUAACAAAUGGUACACAAUAUGCGAUUAAACAAUUGAGCUAUUUAAUUCUUACUUUGACUAUGGGAUUAGUAAAGGAAACAAAUAAAGGUAAAAGGGCCCUUUCUCUCCAUUUGUGUCUUCUCAUCUCUCCCUGGCAAAAGACCGUGAAAAUCUACGUUCCAGAUUCACAGGAAAGGACAAUAUCUUUAUCAUUGGAUAGCUAGGCACUCCAAAACCCUGUUAUUUCUAGUCAUAAGCUAAACAUUGCUGCUGCAGAGAAAUCAUUAGCUCAGCAGUGAAAUAUAACACAGACACCAUUACAUUAGCAGUGAAAUCUCACAGCCUGUUACAUUUGUGACACACUACCAGCUUCACACAGCGGAAAAAGUUUCAAUAAGUUGCAUGCUGGAUAUUUGUCCAUCACUGUUGCUAAAGCUAUUUUGAGAGUGACUAUCAGUGCUGAACUCUGCAAUUAUUGCUGCUGCUCACCGCAUUCAGUUCUGGGCACAGGAGGAGUUUCUUCUACUGCAUAUUCACCUUUAAUGGGACUGGAGUUUAAUAUUGACGGGGGUGGCGUGUGGCCAGUAAAGAAGUGGAGCUUUGAGGCUUUGGCUCAAGUAGUUUUGGCAGAUGGAUUGUGCAAUCAAGUCAAUCAAGAUGUGAAUAGCUCCUGGAGGCUACGCCUGUCUGUGAAUGGAGUAACAUCAGUUUCUGAGCUGCUAGUUUUGUCCCUUUCCCCCUAGUUUAAACCAAAUUUAAUAUCUUGAGUUGCUGAUUUUUGAAGGGGAACAAUAUGUCUUUGAGGAGUGGGAAAUACUUGUCUGAACCUAGUGAUAAAGGCAACGGGAAAGGAAAGAUGCAAAAGGAAGGAUCUGAUGAAAUGCCAUUGUGGGCUGAAGAUAUGGCUUUGAAACAGUUCAUUUAAAGACUAACUUAAAAAGAAUAGUAAUGAAAUGAUGUCAUUUCUGGGAAAACUUAAGGAUCUGGAAGCUCAAGUCACUACACAGAAAGAGGAAUUGAAGAUAAUUAAGCAAAAAUUGCUUGAAAGUAAAAUGAAGUAAAACUCGUUUGGAAAGAUAUCUAAAUAAUAUUAUAGACCUCGAAACUAGGUCUUGCCGAAGGAAUAUACAAAUUGUUGGGCUGCAGGAAGGAGUUGAAAAUGGAGAUUUAACUGCUUACAUUGGUAAGCUUUCUCAUACCCUUAUUUCCUUCUAUAUUAUCACAGCCGCCUACUAUAGAAAGAGCAGACAGAACUUUUACUUUGAGAUCUCAAGAUCCAGAUAAAGCAAGGGCUUUUCUGGUUUGUUUUCAUUAUUUUAAGAUUAAAGGUCAAAUAAUGUGACAGGCAAGAAAACAAGAGUUUUUAGAUUUGAGACAUCUGAGCUUGGUUUUUAUGAAGAUUAUUCAAAGGAGGUAAUGGAACAAAGAUCAAAAUUUGCUUUGGUAAUGAAACAGGCAUAUGAUAAGAAAUUGUUUCCUUCCUUGCGUCACCCAACAAGAAUUAAAGUUUUUCCUCCUGAUUCUCCUCCUCGUAUAUUUUGUGAUCAGAAAGUUGCACUGGCGUUUGUUUAAACUAUAUCUGCUGCGACUGCCGAUUGAACUGUCUGGCAUAUUAUCUGCAUAAUAGCAUUUUGGAAAGAAGAUUUAUGAAGACUACUUGGACAUUUCAUUGAGAGACUAUUAAAAGAAGAUUAGGGGACAUUUAUUAUUGCAUAUCAUUUUUUUUUUGGUAAGAGGAUUGAUGGUUCAAGUAUGACUGUUUAAAUGGUUAUUUGGACAUUCGACGGAGGAAAAGAACAUAAAAGGACUUGUUCCUUUAACCUAAUAUCUGGUUUGAUUUUUUUUUGUGUUUUUUUCUUAAUUAAAUAACUGGCAGUUUUUCCUUCUAAUGGGGCAAUUUCCUUCUCUUAUAUAUACUUAGCGGAGGUUUCAAUUACUUGCAUAAUAUUAUUAGUUUUCAAGAUUGUGUUGAUCUGUUAUUAAACACUAUGCUUGGUUUCUCUAGGUAAUAUGUUUUAGAUUUUAAUAACUGCUUAUUUUUUAAAUUCUUUUCAACAUAUUAAUAUGUUUUUUAUAUAAUGAAUAUUAUUGCAUCUUAUAACUGAAUUUAAAGCCUUUUUAGGGGAUUUAAUGUUAAGUUUAAGAAGGAGCUGUUUUUUUCUUUUUAAGAGAUAACAAUUUUUUGGUUUCCUCUUUGUUUUAAAAAAAGACUAAAUAUAAACAUGGGAUAGUUUGUAGAUGCUGGAAUGUAAACAUUUUCCUUUGUUGAGACUGUCAUUCAAAGGGAUAGAGAACCUUUUUUAAUCUUUUUUUUCAGACAGACAGAGCAGUCUUGGUUGCGUUUUCUAUCAUAGGGUGCCUCAUUUUUCUGGGCUGUGGGGGGAGUGGGAUGGGGUUAGAAUUAGGGUUUUUGUCCCAUUGGGUGGUUCCGGAGCAUGUGUGUUUUCUGUGUGGUUGUACUGUCCAUCGCCACCAUUUUUGAUCAUCCCUUAUUGGUAUGUGCUCGGCACAUGUGUAAAGUAGAAUAAAAUUAUAGUUUGGAAUCUAAACUCAUUAAUGUAAUACGUUGGAAUGUAUGUGGUUGGAAUCAUCCUAUCAAAUGAAAAAAGACUUUUAAAAUCAUCAAUCGAUUUCAACCUGGUACAAUUUUUUGCCUAGGAGACGCAUAUAAAGGCGGGAGAUCAAAAUAGGUUUUUUGGAUCGUGGAAGAGUUUGCAAUUUCACUCCACUUCUCAAAGUAAAACUAAGGGAGUGUCUAUUUUUAUUAAAUCCAAUAUUUUGUUCAUUCAAGAGGACAUUAAGUCAGAUUUUUUUGUCGAUUUUUAAUUGUUAAAGGAAUAAUUUGUAACAGAAAAGCUGUUUUGGCCAAUUUGUAUGGUCCUAACUUAGAUGAUAUUUUUUUAAAAAAUGUAUUUGCUUUACUGCCUCAUUUAAAUGAAUAUAUGUUAAUAAUGGGCGGGGAUUUUAACUGUUGUUUAAAUCCUUUGACAAGAGCUGAACCAACCAGCAACUUCCAAAUCACUCCGCAUUACUUAUUAAUUCCUUUUUGACCGAUUUUUGGAUUGAUUGAAUUAUGCAGAUAUUUACAGCCUGAUGACAGAGAAUAUUCUUUUUUGUCACAUGUUUAUAGAAAAUAUUCAAGGAUCGAUUAUAUUACAGUUGACCCUUACUUCUUGCCUACUGUUAAGAAUUGUGAAUAUGACACUCUCGCUGUUUCUGCUCAUGCAGCUUUCAGUUUGUCUUUCGAAUUCGAUGAUGCCAUCCUAGCCCACCCACCUUGGCACCUGUCUCAGACAUCAUUGCAGAAUUCAGACUUUGUUAGUUUCAUUGAGAAACAGGUAAAAUAUUUUUUUUUUCUUUUUGAUGUUUUAGGGGGUACAUCUAAAUUAAUCAUAUGGGAUACAUUUAGAGCAUUUUAAGGUGGUCAGAUCAUUUCUUAUUCUAACCUGAAAAAAACAGACUAAAUUAGAAUUAGAUAUGAUUACAAAACAAGUUAAAGUCCGAUAAUACUUAUGCAAUUUCCCGUAAUAUUGACUUAUUUAAACAAAGGAUGGAACUUAAAUCACAAUAUAAUUUAUUAUUAACUCAUCCUAUUGAAGGCUAUUUGCUUAAGCUAAAAAGUCAAUAUUAUAUGUUUGAGAUAAAAAUAAUAAACUGCGUGUCAAUUAAAAACGGCCAGAGCCAAAAGGCAAAUUUUGAAAAUCUGUAAGGAAGUUUGUACCCUUGCUUGGGAAUAUGAAGACAUUAAUAAGAUUUUUAUACUGAACUUUAUAAAUCUAAAUUUCCUGUCGAUUCUUCUAAAAUGAAUUUUUUUUUACGAAAGAUUGUUUUU